This is a messenger RNA of Cajanus cajan (pigeon pea), 2560 nucleotides long. RefSeq names its product condensin-2 complex subunit H2-like protein (gene HEB2). NCBI's taxonomy places the organism in Eukaryota, Viridiplantae, Streptophyta, Magnoliopsida, Fabales, Fabaceae. Gene Ontology annotation, molecular function: chromatin binding. Gene Ontology annotation, biological process: meiotic chromosome condensation; mitotic sister chromatid separation. Gene Ontology annotation, cellular component: nucleus; condensin complex. The record is from RefSeq and is a predicted model, not a curated record.
AAAAACAAAUCGAAACUUUUGAACGCUCUUUCUCUCUCCUAUCCUAUCGUCUCUCUCUCUCUCACACACACAGUUGCUGCCAAAUUCUCUACCCCUUCUGUAGCAUACCACACAAGCUUCGAACUUUCCGGCACCCCAUUUUGCGUUUCCUAGUGAAUUUCAAAACCGUACUUAUCGUUUUCGGUGUUCUCCAACUCCUUGCCGGAAAACUGAAACCCUAGGGUUUUCCCCAUUUCUGGUUUCUGGCGACGAAAAUUGCGACCUUACCAUGAUUUGCGCAGCGAUUUCGUCCACUAAAGAUGACUAAGGGCAUCUCGGAUCCCGGUGGGAGUGGAGGCGGUGGCUUCCACGAGGUUCACGCGGAGCGUGACCUAGAAUCCAAUUGGGAAGUUGACCUCGCCAAGAAGCUUGAGGAGUAUCUUCUGAAAAUUUGCUCCGGCGAGAUAACCAGCGAAGAAGAAGGACAUAUUCCUGUUAAUUUCGCCGAAGCUGCUCUGCUGCUUCAGGGUUCCAUACAGGUGUAUAGUCGAAAGGUCGAGUAUCUCUACACCUUGGUCUUGCGUGCUUUGGAGUUUCUUUCUCAGAAAAGACAGCAAGAUCAUAUUGAUGGAACAUCUGUUCAACCUGAAGAAAAUGGUGGCUGUGCAGUUGCUGGUGAAGAAAAUGAUCAAUUUUGGGGCUUAGAUGAAAUCCCAGUUGAAGAAAAGAAUUCCUUGGAUGGUACAGCAGGCAAAGAAGUGAAUUUGGAUCACUUUAUAAAACCUCCUGCAAAUCUAGUUGUUCUUGAGGGUGACUGCUUUGAUUCUGGUGGUGAUGGAGGGGAAUUGGAGUCUUUUCUGUUGUCCACCACAAACCUGUACCAGGACUUUAUUUUAUUGGACAUGUCUGAUGCUGUUGCAGUUAAUGAGUUUCUUAAGGGAAGCAAUGCUGCCACAACUCAAAAAGAUAUUAACAGAGAUACCUCAACUCGUAAAAGCUUUCUUUCUCCCACACGUUCUGGUGGAAGUGCUCGUAGAUUAUCGGCUGCUAAGAGUCAGUUUGCUACUUCCAACUGCUCUCCUAAACAUAAUUGUAGUUCUGAUGCCGAAAAUAUUCAGCCUAGUUCUCCUGCUUCUGCUGGUCUUAAUGACUGCAACUAUGGAUUUAAUAUGGAUGGUGGAUGUGAUGCAUCUAGGGAUUCAGACAAUUCAGAUGACAAUAAUGAUGAUCCAUGGAAACCUUUGAAUCCUCAUGAACAGGGCAACUUGAGGGUGAAGCCAUUCAGAAAAGUGAAAUCUUUAAAAAAGAACAACUUCAAUGUAAGACAACCAGUUACGAUGAGCACCUUGUUUCCACUUGCAAAAUUGCAUGGUCCUAUCAGUCCAGAGCUCAUGGAAAUGUGGGAGAUGCGACAACAUGUGCAUGAACGACAAUGGGAUUCUCAACCUCCAUUAUAUGAGAAGCUGAGGCAAUCUCUGAUUAAUGAGGGGAAUGAAACUGGUGGAACAUUUUUCAACUCGGGGGCUGACAAUGAAGACAAUGACAAUGAAUAUGAUAGUGGAAAUCAUGAUUUUGAUAUACCAGACAAUGCUUACAUGGAAGAAGAUAUACCUCCUUUCCGUAAAGAGGAUGAAUUUGAGGACGUUCAUUUCAACAUUGAUGAAGCUAUAGAUCUUUCUCAGGCUAGUUUGGAAGAUCUUUGCCGCUCUCACCUGAAUGCUCUCUUAGCUAGCAUUGCUGAAUCUGAGAAGCAAACUGAAAUGGCUGCUAGAGUUUCAACGUGGAAACAAAGAAUUGAGCACAACUUGGAAGAACAGGAAUCACAUCCACCAUUUGAUAUCCAAGACUAUGGUGAGAGAAUUCUUGACAAGUUCUCCUUGCUCUCCCUUGAACCAAGCAGUAGCGGUGUCCUAUCCUUUUCUGAUUUGGUCGGGGGUCAAGAGAAGUAUGAUGUGGCCCGAAGUUUCUCUUCCCUUCUUCAACUGGUAAACAAUGGAGAAGUAGCUCUAGAAAGAAAUGGAGUUGAUGGGGUGUCUGUGUGCUACGCUUCUGAAAAUCCCUUUCAUGUUAGGCUCCUCAAGCGGGCUAAGGAAAGGGAGGAUGGCCAGAUUCUUUUGCCGAAAAAGAGAGCAAAGUCUCCAACAAAAAAGCCCUCUAAUAAAGGUCACAAGAACAAAGCCGAAAUAGAAAGAGAAAGGUCUUCCUCAUCUUCUAGGAAAUAUGGAUCAACUGGGUUGUCACCACCAGCAAAUUGUAAGUUUUCUGUAAAGCUUGGAAAGGUGAGUGCCAUAAGAUUAUCUCCCGAAUCCAAAAGAAGGAGGAGAUCUCAGUAUGUUGAACCGGUUAACUUACAUUCAGCAGGGUGACAGUGACGACAGCAGCAGCUUAUUCCACACUGCCCCUCGAAUGAUUCAAGACAUUUGCUAGAUGUCAUAGGUUUAGUUUAAGUUAUGAAGUCAUUAAACUAACAUUAGUUUUACCCUGUAUCAUUAUUCUUGUUGAUGGCAUUAACAUAUUGUUGUAAUGAUAUCCCCAUGUAACAUCAUGAAUUCUUAACAAUGUAAUAACUGUCUAUGCCCAA